Molecule: messenger RNA, 2072 nt
Organism: Cydia pomonella (codling moth)
Lineage: Eukaryota; Metazoa; Arthropoda; Insecta; Lepidoptera; Tortricidae
Product: growth/differentiation factor 8-like
Exons: 2
Coding region: 1512-1943 (143 amino acids)
Biological process (GO): SMAD protein signal transduction
Cellular component (GO): extracellular region
Molecular function (GO): growth factor activity; cytokine activity
Source: RefSeq, a predicted model, not a curated record
UUCUUAAAAAUGAAAUAGAUAACUUGAAAAAUUAUAACGCCUGCAAAAUUGUAAUAGCAAGCAAAAUAUAAAAUGAGUAAAACUUGGAAAGCACAAAUAAAAUGACUCAUAUUAUAAUUGAAUAUGAAGGUACAAAAAUUUGGCUUAGAGAAUUUAUCAAUAACCACGGGAACAUAGCGUAAUAAAGUACACCCGCCAUUCUGACUGUCAGGAUGGCGGGUGUACUGUUUUUUGAUGAUAACUUUACGUACCGUGAGGUACAAUUUUUUUUAAUGGAGGUACUAAAUAGUACAAAUUAGGUACAAAAAUAUGGUAUGCUUUUCAAUUAUUUUUAUUUAGGUACACCCGCCAUUCUGACUUUCACGUAUUAAAGUUUGGUUCUGCAUUAUGAAUCGUUGACUACUUUUCUAAAUAUUAAGUGAGUCCUUUAUGUCACAGAAAAAUAAACUCCCUAUGCGCAAUCUCCAUUUGAAUUUGUAACAGAACUUGCGGUGGACAAUUACGUUGAAUGCCCCAGUAGUAAUAUUCAAUGUCAACGGACAAUUUGCGAGGUGAAAUGUACGAAUUCAUUAGAUUCGCACUUGGCAACGUUUUAUUCAGCAUUCUUAAUUUAAAAAUUGCUGUACAAAUGAUAGCACAAUCGGAUUAAGAGCAACCUCGAAAUCUCUAGAACAGUCAUGAAAUUCGUUAUGUAUAUAAAUUAGGUUGGUUUAAUUUUUCUGUAAUAAAACAAGUGUAAACAAGUUGUGAAGGGUAAGAGGAAUCUACCGAUAUGUCAUUUAAAAAAAUCCGUCCAGUAUCCUAAGCUACUUUCUGGUUAAGUCGUAGUCGAGUAAAAUGUUAAUAUUGGGGUAGAUCACGUACAAAUGUAUAGUAAAAAGUGGAAUUCCUAUUCCUCCGAGUUUUCUAUUAAGAGAAUGUCCCCUGCAAGUGUAUAAGCGCUUAAUCUGGGUUCAACAAGUGAUUUUAAUAGCAAGAUGUAUUUUUUCCGCAGAGAUGUCUGGGACUUUUUAUUAUGCGUAGAAUUUAAUAAGCUUGAAUGUUACACGAUAUUUUUGUGAAGAACGUAGAUUUUGAGUAAAACGCGAAUUUCUCCUGGAUGGUACACAUUUUCCAUGAUGGCUGCGAUUCCUCGAGGUUCCCAAAUGUCAAAUGGUGUAGCCAUGAAAAGGGGGCCUUUAAUUUAUAUACAUACCAAAUUUCAUGACUGUUCUAGAAAUUUCGAGGUUGGUCUUAAUCCGAUUGUGCUAUGAAUGAAAACCCCGAACAAGUGUAUAAAUAUAGGGUCAUGCGAGCUCGCAUUGAGAACUCCGAUCAGUACAUUGGGUGCCCGUCUUGAGAUCAGAUCAGAUAUUUAGCGUCAUUUGACUUUACUUGUCUUAGAGUUUUCCUUGCUUUGUCUUAAAUGCCUGGAAUUGGUUGUCUGUCUGAUCCAAAAAAAUAGACAUUCCUUGUGCGGUCUUCAACGGUGCGUAAAUUUCGGGACUCUCAAACGUAUAGAAGAGUUGAAGAUGCGGUCGUUUGUGUAUGCUGUGGUUGCACUGUGCUUGACCGUCUCUGCUGCACCGUCAGAGAAGAAGGUAUUGGCUGAAGUCGUCGAGCGUCCGUUAGCGCCGUGGAACGCCUCGCCGCCUCCCACACCUAGCGAGCCAAGAUACGAAGACUCGCUCUGCCAACGGCGUUCUUUCAACCUGAGCUUUGCCGACUUGGGCUGGGACUGGGUCAUCGCACCGCCGCACUACGACGCGGGCUUCUGCGCGGGCACCUGUCAACUUCAACGCCUAUACCCGUACGCUUUCAUGUUACUCAAGCUGAAAGAUAACAAACCGUGCUGCGUGCCAACAAAAUUCGAGUCUGUCAACAUGGCGUAUUAUGACCACGACAAAACUAUAGUCACCGGAAAUAUUCCGUAUAUGAAGGUUAAGACUUGCGGCUGUCGCUAAGACAUCGGACUCUCUACUGAUUUCCUAACAGCACACUUCAUUAUUUUUCCUAGACGCUAAAAGUAUAUAAUAUUACGCAUUGUAACCAAUUAAUUUUAGCCAUAUUAAACUACCUACAAUUUCGCAGCA